ACAGCAAGCGAAGAAAAAUAAUAAAGCGAACUGGCUGUGUAGGUCGUGUCUGGCAAUAAGGAAGCUUCCAAAACUGCCAAGAGUGAGAAAAAGCGAGACAGAAACAGGGGGCGCGCGCGUUGCAGCACACACUUCCGAGGACACAUAACACACACGCAGAGAGAGAGAGGUGCAACAGAGGUGAUCUUUGUAGGGCUGUGGUGUUUUUUUUGUUGCUUGCUGUUGUUGGUGUUGUGGUUUGUUGUUGCCUUUCUCCCAGCGCCGCGUUACAAAAUCUGUCGCCGUCCGCGAGUUUGGGUGUCGAGUCUGGCGUUGCUCUGCCCCGUGUUGUUUACCCCGCAGCCGCAGCCCCCAACAAAACGGUGCAGUGUGCAGUGCGUGUGUGUCAGUGUGUGUGUGAGUGUGCGCUUGUGUCUGUGCGUGCAGCGGAGAGGUUGUGCGGCCUGUGAUCCAGCAAUUUAACCUCGUUUUAUGCGCAUCGAGUGAAACAACAACAAAAAAAGCGGUCCGUCUGGCUUGCUGGCUCACCAAGCGAUGCCAUUGGUGUCUGGUGGGCGGUGGGCGGAAGCUGGUGGGAAGCAACGCGAAGCUUGAAACGCGACUCCGCGACUGCACCGGACGCCCUGGACGCCCUGCUACCGAUCAUCUCGGCGUAAUGCUGCUGCAGCUGCUGCUCGCGACAGGAUUAGAAACGCAUUAGAACCCCUCCCUCCACCCGAAGAGGAGGCUUUCAGGAGAGGGAAGGAAGGUCCGAGCGGUGGCAGUGAGGAAGUAAAGGGGCAGCCCAACAGUGCACCCGUGACGAAGGAUGCAGCAAUAAUCUAAUACACACAGUAUUUUUGCGCGUGUACCAGGCUGCACGAAACACUUCCAUCGACACAGACGUUGACACAUACAUACACACACACACUCAAACACACUCCCAGAAGUACGCAGCAGGUGUAAUUUAGAAAAAAGCGAAGGGGAAGCAGGGAAACCAGCAGUGCCACCGGAGGGCUUUCGACGCGGCAGCAAAAACAAAACAACAAAAUGCGUCGUUUAAUGCACUUUUUGUUUUACUUCUCCCUGCUGAUCGUAAUAAAAGGUUCGCUCAGCCGGGCCCGGUUGGCCGAGAGCAGCCUGAAGUGCGUCUCGUACCAGUGCAAGGACGGCGAGUGCAAGGAGGGCAUCGAUGUGUGCGAGGAGGCCGAGCCCGACCGGCCCGUGGGCUGCUUCGUCGUCUGGACGACGAACAACGUUACCAACGAGGUAAACGUAACGCUGAAAGGAUGCUUCACGAACCCGACCGAAUGCAACAACACCGAGUGCAUCGACACGACGACGUACGCGAAGAAAAACCUCAACUACUGUUGCUGCCGGGGCAGCAUGUGCAACCGGGAGCACAAGUGGAUCCCGGAGGCGACCAAAGCGCCCGAGAUGAUGCACACGGUCGACCAUGAGUCGAGCUUCUGGCUGAUCUUUAUCAUCGGGAUCGGGUCCUCGCUUGUCGCGAUGGUUGCCAUCACGAUCGUGUACGUGACGCACAAGAAGCAGGCAAUGUUUAACGAAAUUCCAACGGUCGAGCCCGAUAUUUCCAACUCGUCCACCAACAUAUCGCACCGUCCGAUCGAUCUGAAGGACAUUAAGGCGCGCGGCCGGUUCGGUGUGGUGUGGAGGGCGCAGCUCGGCAACCAGGAGGUGGCCGUGAAGAUCUUCCCCAUGCAGGAGCGCCAGUCGUGGAUCACGGAGCAGGACAUUUUCAAGCUUCCCCGGAUGAACCAUCCCAACAUACUGGAGUUUAUCGGGUGCGAGAAGCGAAGCGAUAUGGCCAGCACCGACUUCUGGCUGAUCACGGCGUACUGCGAGAACGGCUCGCUGUGCGACUUCCUCAAGGCGCACACGGUCAGCUGGACCGAGCUGUGCAAGAUCGCGACGACGAUGGCGCGCGGCCUGACGCACCUGCACGAGGAGAUCCAGAGCAGCCGCACCGACGGGCUGAAGCCGUCGAUCGCCCACCGGGACUUCAAGAGCAAGAACGUCCUGCUGAAGGCGGACCUGACCGCCUGCAUCGCCGACUUUGGGCUAGCGCUUGUCUUCACGCCCGGAAAGUCUUGCGGUGAUACGCACGGACAGGUCGGUACGCGCCGCUACAUGGCACCGGAGGUGCUGGAGGGUGCGAUCAACUUCACGCGCGACGCCUUCCUGCGCAUCGACGUGUACGCGUGCGGGCUGGUGCUGUGGGAGCUGGUGUCCCGCUGCACCGUGCACGGCGGCCCGGUCGACGAGUACCGGCUACCGUUCGAGGCGGAGCUCGGUCCCCAUCCGACGCUGGAAGAGAUGCAGGACAAUGUGGUGACGAAAAAGCUGCGCCCGCGCAUAUUCGACCCGUGGCGCCAUCAUCCGGGACUGGUUGCAAUCUGCGAAACGAUGGAAGACUGCUGGGAUCACGAUGCCGAGGCGCGGCUAUCGUCUUCCUGCGUGCUCGAGCGGCUGUCCCAGUACGCCCGGUUUCCCACCCGGCAGUACUUUGUCGCCACCAACACCACGAACGAGCUGCCGGCCAAACUGGCAACCGAAAGCCUUUAACACGAGUCGUGCGCCCGCGGCAGGCAUACGAGCGCGAUCGCAAUUGCGCCCAAAAAACUAUAAUAAGCGAUAACGAGAGGCGCGCGUUGUAUUACACAUUUAUCAACUCUUCAGCUGGUUUGUGGUGGACUGUGUGGGGGCGCCUAGAAGGAAAUGCUUUGAGACAAAUAUGCACACACACACACACACACACACACACACACACCACACACACCACACACACACACACACACACACACACACACAC
Messenger RNA from Anopheles merus, 2812 nucleotides. RefSeq names its product activin receptor type-2A (gene put). The coding region runs from base 1030 to 2565 and encodes 511 amino acids. Gene Ontology annotation, cellular component: activin receptor complex; plasma membrane. Lineage: Eukaryota; Metazoa; Arthropoda; Insecta; Diptera; Culicidae. Gene Ontology annotation, biological process: protein phosphorylation; activin receptor signaling pathway; cellular response to growth factor stimulus. Gene Ontology annotation, molecular function: activin binding; ATP binding; activin receptor activity. The transcript is spliced from 7 exons. The record is from RefSeq and is a predicted model, not a curated record.